Messenger RNA from Stereum hirsutum FP-91666 SS1, 2787 nucleotides. RefSeq lists its product as uncharacterized. Gene Ontology annotation, biological process: intra-Golgi vesicle-mediated transport. The transcript is spliced from 4 exons. Bases 564 to 2051 code for a protein of 495 amino acids. NCBI's taxonomy places the organism in Eukaryota, Fungi, Basidiomycota, Agaricomycetes, Russulales, Stereaceae. The record is from RefSeq and is a predicted model, not a curated record. Gene Ontology annotation, cellular component: COG complex.
GAUAUGGCGUGUUCUUGAGCAGUGCAUGACCACCGAUCCUUAUACUGUCACGAUGUACUCCUGCCGAACAAUUUCACCAUCUAUACCUAUGUCUGCCAUUCGCCCACGCACAGAACCCCUGACAUUUGAUGGCUCGAAUGGUCUCCAGUGUUUUGCCAGUGUUUUGCCUACACCAACUCUAUGUUCUGGAAUGGCUACUAUUUUUGAAGGGUCUGCUUUAUGUCUAGAACGCUGCCAUUGCUACUGCCCUCCGAGAUGUAGACCCUGUUUCGCAGACUUCGCUGCAGAGGACUGUCCAGUCUGCGAAGCCAUUUAGGAUGCCUUUGGCAUCCGUCUCUGUGCCUAACCUAUUGUGUACCUCACGUACAAAUACCGAACCGUACGGGGCUUGUAGGAGAUCCGCUAUUGUGUCGUCCUGCCAGUCUACCUGAUCUUGAAGUCCAUUGAUGGUGUGGCGCGCCACAUCAAUCUAGGGUUGCACCGUACUCUCUCCUCUUUUCGUUCCAUUGGAUCUCUUUCCGAGCGCGUUCGUUGUGGUGAUACUUAUUUUGAGUCUAGCAACCAUGACAACUGUACCUCCACUCUCUCCUGGAGGACAAUCACAAUCAUUCACCGCGACCUCCGAUUUCUCUUCCCUGGUCGAACUCCUCAGCGGUCCCUUGGCUUCUACAUCUUCUUCAUCGUUAUCCAACACCAAACUACCAGACUUGCAAUAUACCCUGACCUCUGCCUACCUCUCCCACCUAACGACUCUUCCCCUCCCUUCCCUCCUCUCGGAGCCCACCUCGCUCGCGUCCACCUCCUCCCAACUCACCAACGCCCUCACAACCCUCUGUACUUCCUCCUACCCCACCUUCCUCUCGCUCCACACCUCAACAUCAUCCCUUCACUCCUCACUCGACACCUUCUCCACCUCCCUGUCAACAUUACUAGACACGCUCCCCGCUCUCGAAUCCUCCUCCCAAUCGUUCUCCACUAAAAUCAAACACUCCUCAAAACUCAACGACAUCCUGGAGCUCCCCUUCCUCACCGAGACCUGCAUCCGGAACGGCUUCUACGCCGAGGCUCUCGAUCUCCACUUCCACACGGCCGCCCUCGCGGCGAAGUUCCCGGACGUUAGUGUGGUGGCGGAUGUGAAGGCCGAGGUGGAUGGUGCGAUUAGGGGGUUGGUGCAGGGGAUAGUAGGGAUGUUUAGGGAGCCGGUGGUUAAGCUUCCGGCGCUUUGGAAGGCUGUGGGUUUUUUGAGGAAGAUGGGGGUGUUUGGAGCUGGGGUAGAAGGGGAGGAGGAGUUGGCGGUGGCGUUUUUGAGUGAGAGGGGGGAGUGUUUGGAGGCAGCGUUGAGGGCUGUUGGGGCGGGGAUGGAGGGUGAUGUUGGUGUGGGCGUGGGUAUGGGUGCGAGUGGCAGGAAGGAGGGCUGGGUUAGAUAUCUCAAGAAGUAUGUGGAUGUGUGGAGGGAGGGCGUACAUGACGUUGUCACCCAAUUUUCGACCAUCUUCCUCACACCUUCUACCUCUUCUGCGACCACCGGAACGCCAACGCCACCGAAAACACUCACCCCGCUCCCCCUCCGCCCAAGCACCCCGUCGUCGACCUCACCACGGACCCCCUCCACCUUCAUCCUCACCCUCCUCCCGACUUUCACAUCCAACGCCAUACACACCCACCUCCUCCCCACCCUUCAAACAGUUCUUCCUCACAUCCAAGACCCCUCAUGGCUCACAUCCCUCCUCACCCAACUCACCUACUGCGCCACCUUCUUCUCCCGCAUCGGACUCGACUUCAGAGGCCUGUUAGGCAACCGUGUUGGACGGGACGCCCGUGCAUGUCCCUCCGCAGACGUUGACGUCGUAUCCUCCGCUUGCUAUGAGGUGUUAGCGACGAGUGGGGAGGUGUUGUUGGAUUAUGUGAGGACCGUCGAAGAUAGACUAAGCAGGGCAGAAGGAGACGACAACGAGAAAGAGAUAGAGAAGGGAGAGAGGGAGAGGGAGAGGGAGGUGUUGGUGGUUAGGCGGGCGUGUGAGGUUGGGGUGAGGGUGCUUGUUCCGUUUUAGAGGAGGGGCUUGAGCGAGGGCAUCAAGUUCGCGAUCCUCAGCGCCAGUAUCUCACAAAUCCCCGACAAAUGCUCCCCACCCUUCAAAUUUCCUCAAAUGUGACUCUUGGCUAUGCUCAGCGAAGAACUCGACGAUAGUAAACCAGUUGUCGGAUUGUUGUACUAUUUAUAUGGGCACGGUGGGUUGGGCGUGGGCGUAGGGGGGCGUGGUGGUGGGCGAGGAGGUGAGGCCAGUGAAGCAGGCAGAGGUUGAGAUGGAUGUUGUACAGGAUGGGGCUCCAUGUCCAAUGAGAGGGAAAAGCUCGGGUACCCUCGAAUUGGCUUCUUCAACUUUAAACUGCCCAUCGUCGCCUAUUGGUCAUAGCGGAGAGGUGUGGCGAGACGGACCUUGGACGAUAACGAAGGUCUCGCGAGCACGGCUUUGACAUCCACCACGCUCAAUUCCUCUGGGUUUCCGAGACGCACUAAUUCCCAUUCUUCGAAAGAGACCGGUGGCUUGCUGAUUGAUAGCUGGGGGAUGUUGAGUGUGUGAUGUGGCGUCGGGGCCCCGGUUUGAUCAACGUGUCGCGGUCAUUCUCUUUUGUUUUGUAUCCGAUGGGGAUUUGACCUCGAGAGAAUACGAUGAAGUGGGAAUGGGACGAUGAGGUAGUAUGAAGAGGUAUAAGACGUGGCUAGUAGCAGCAGACUGUUGAGACCGCGAACGGUCGAGCUCCCAAUUGCAAAUGAUCCGGAGGUCA